Oryza brachyantha (malo sina) is the source of this 683-nucleotide messenger RNA. RefSeq names its product 60S ribosomal protein L34-like. The transcript has 4 exons. Lineage: Eukaryota; Viridiplantae; Streptophyta; Magnoliopsida; Poales; Poaceae. Gene Ontology annotation, cellular component: cytosolic large ribosomal subunit; ribosome. The coding region runs from base 90 to 446 and encodes 118 amino acids. Gene Ontology annotation, molecular function: structural constituent of ribosome. Gene Ontology annotation, biological process: ribosome biogenesis; translation. The record is from RefSeq and is a predicted model, not a curated record.
CCUUCGCCGCCGCCGCCGCCGCCGCCGCCGAGCGAGAGAGAGAGAGAGAGAGAGGGAGAGAGAGAACACUCCAGGGAGAGGGCGUCGAGAUGGUGCAGCGGCUGACCUACCGGAAGCGGCACAGCUACGCCACCAAGUCCAACCAGACCCGCGUCGUCAAGACCCCCGGUGGAAGGCUUGUAUAUCAGUACACCAAGAAGAGGGCGAGCGGGCCGAAAUGCCCCGUCACCGGGAAGAAGAUCCAAGGAAUUCCACACCUGAGACCUGCUGAGUACAAGAGGUCCAGAUUGUCAAGGAACCGGAGGACCGUAAACCGUCCUUAUGGUGGUGUCCUGUCUGGUACUGCAGUCAGAGAGAGAAUCAUCCGGGCCUUUUUGGUCGAGGAGCAGAAGAUUGUGAAGAAGGUGUUGAAGAUCCAAAAGACUAAGGACAAGUCAGCUAAAUGAUUGCAAAAUAGACAUUGCGCGAUGUUUAAGCCUCCAAAUUUGUUUUAAGCAAUCAGGAAAAAAAUUUCUUCUGGAUUUGGGGAAAUCCUGUUCCUGCUAGCAUGUGAGAUUGAGAUGAUUGUUUAAAUUUUGAGCGCUAGUUCUCUAGAUUACUACAACCUUGUGUGGAUCAUUUUAAUGCAAGUUUUGAAACUGCCAAGUUAUGGGAAGUGUUGGAAACAUAGUGUUGAUGCUUUA